Messenger RNA from Salvia hispanica, 1427 nucleotides. RefSeq names its product peroxidase 18-like. Gene Ontology annotation, molecular function: heme binding; peroxidase activity. NCBI's taxonomy places the organism in Eukaryota, Viridiplantae, Streptophyta, Magnoliopsida, Lamiales, Lamiaceae. The record is from RefSeq and is a predicted model, not a curated record. Gene Ontology annotation, biological process: hydrogen peroxide catabolic process; response to oxidative stress.
AUCUUCAUUUAUGUAUUUGCCGACAUUGUACUAAAUAUAUAUACAGUAUCACUCCAACUCCCACCUACCUGCACUCGUUCAAUUCCUCUCUCUUUACUCUUCAACCAAGAGAGAGAGAGAGGAGCAGAUAUUGAAUUGAUGCAGAGAAGAAGAGCAUUUACUGACUGUUUGUCACUGUUCCAAUUUUCAAAACCUGCCUCAACCAUCUCCAGAAUAAAUGCAGAGGUAUAAUAAAUAGACAUAGUUACUUCCACUCAUGGCACGUGACUUCUUUCUCUAUUAAGGGAAUACAACCAAAAGCAGGUAGCAGAAAGCUCAGCACAGAAGAUAUCCAUUCUUGUCAAACUAAGAAAUGGAUUAUGCAUACAAAUUGCUGAUGCUUUAUUCUGCUCUCACUCUGUGCCUCCUUCCAUUCUCUUCUUGCUCGACUCCCUCUGUUGGUUUCUAUGCAGGUUCGUGCCCUGCCGCUGAAAUCAUUGUGAAGAACACAGUGAGAUCAGCUUCUGAUUUGGAUCCCACGAUCCCCGGGAAGCUCCUCCGCUUGCUCUUCCACGAUUGCUUCGUCGAGGGCUGUGAUGCUUCCAUACUACUACAAGGAAAUGGGACGGAGAGAAGCGAUCCUGGAAACACGUCCGUUGACGGAUUCGCUGUGAUAGACUCAGCAAAGAGAUUGCUUGAAAUCUUCUGCCCCGAAACAGUUUCUUGUGCCGACAUUCUUGCACUAGCUGCUAGAGAUGCAGUUGAAUAUACUGGGGGACCAAGUGUGCAGAUUCCGACAGGAAGGAGAGAUGGCAGGAUUUCAGCAGCUGCAAAUGUGAGACCAAACAUCGUAGACACAAGCUUCACAUUAGAUGAGAUGGCUAAGCUCUUCUUUGCCAAGGGUUUAUCUAUGGAUGACCUCGUUACUCUCUCAGGGGGUCACACGAUUGGAAAAUCACAUUGCAGCUCAUUCAACGACCGGUUCAAGCUCGACCCGAAUGGAAAUGUUACAGUGAUCGAUUCAUCCCUGGACCAGCAGUACGCAGUCCAGCUAACGAAAAUGUGCCCUGCCGGUGCUAGGGAUGAUUCGAUCACUGUGAAUAACGACCCAAGCACACCAUUUCAGUUCGACAACCAGUACUACAAGAUACUGUUGGAGCACAAGGGGCUUUUCCAGUCUGAUUCUGCACUGGUAAAUGAUAACAGAACGAUGAACAAAGUGGUGGAAUUUGCUAACAGCCAAGAUGGUUUCUUUGAGAGUUGGGCUGUUUCUUUCUUGAAACUUUCCGUCAUUGGGGUUAAGACCGGGGAUGAGGGUGAAAUUCGACAAUCUUGUUCGAUGCCUAAUCGAUGAUCGGAUUAUCACCUCUGUGCGUUUCUCCUGCGCUAAAACAGUUCAUUUGUAUAUACAAUGAUGUGCUUUGUUAGUGAUAAUAUUUUAAAUAUUA